AAAGUAUCGAUAGUUGCCCACUCAACGCCAACGAUCAACAUGCAGCCCUAUGAACAUCUAGAUCCACCAAGGACGUCACACCAGUUCUCGGCCUGCGCUCUCCUGCAUAAACUACUCUUGACGUUCUACAUGCACACUUCUAGACUGUCAUAGUAUUCUUAUACCCUUUGCUUUCAGCGUUCACUUCUAGCCAUGGGAAGACUGCUCCUUUCUUCUAGCCAGGUUGGCGUUAUCCUGUCGGCAACAAUUGUUCUUCUCUUCACACUUGCACUCUUCCUUUCCGGUUGGGUAUUACAACAACGAUACGUACACUCUCUGCAGGCGGCCAUAAAACCACGGUUACCCAAGCCUUUACCGCCUCCGAAACCGAUAGAACCCCCGACAUUAGACGCAAAAUGGGCGAGACCAAUGGGCGGCCGGCCAGAGGUGGACGAUACCUAUGCUCAAUACAUCGCAGGCCAGACAAUGGACUGGAGCAGGCUGGGCUAUGUGCAAGUCGUGAGGGAACACGUAGAACUAUGCAGUGCAGUAAUGCUACUCUCCGACCUGCAUAGAAUGAAGAGCCCCGCGAAGAGGAUAUUGAUGUUUCCGAAACUUUGGCUUGUGGAGUCAGAAGAUGAAAAAUAUGGACCGCAAAUGUCGACCACACGGCGAUUGCUGAGGACAGCAGCGAGGCGGUAUGGCGUCACUUUGAUGCCGAUGGAACCUAUAGUGGAAGGCGCAGAUGACACACUCCCCUCGUCCUAUUCGCUAGCAAGUCUAUACUCACUGGUAGACUACGAGCGCAUACUCUACCUCCAGGGCCCAGGCGUACUGCUCGAUGCAUCGGCUUUGGACUCAUUGCUGGCUUUCUCCAAGUCGGAACCCAUGGCCGCGUACCCCGCCACACCAGAACGAACAGACCUGUCGACAUCGCUUCUGAUGAUACAUCCAUCGCAGCAGAGCUUCAAUCAGCUGAGAGCAAUGCGCGCGUCGAAGCCAACAUCUGAUUUGAACAUGUUCCGGAAGACGUUUACGGUCCCAGACUCUUUGAUCUCAGAAUGGUCAUUGUCAAUGGGCAACGUCGUCUACGAGUCGCAGAAUCUGCGCAAUGUUGUCGACGAUUUCAAUGCGACGGCAUUCGAAAAGAUGACAACGUUCGUGAGACUGUCCGAUCCCGAGAUACCAGGACCGGAGUACGACGUCCCAUACUCUGAACGCGCUAAGCUACGACCGCAGAACGAACAAGCACAAGAGGCAUGGAGCAAACUCUACGAACGAUUCCGGCAGCGACGCAUGGAAGUGUGCGGCCUUGAUCUGGAGACGUACCAGCCGAUCAUGGUCUCUGGUGGGGCUGAUGAAACGAACGUGGUGGCUGAUGAACUAUGAAACGGCAAGGUUUUCUUUUGAUGAUGCAACGUAUGCGAUUUGGCUACUUUCGAGUGACGUUUAAAUAAUGAGGCUUCUCGGGUUGAUGGUACAGUACAUAGGGUCGG
This is a messenger RNA of Alternaria alternata, 1475 nucleotides long. RefSeq lists its product as hypothetical. Lineage: Eukaryota; Fungi; Ascomycota; Dothideomycetes; Pleosporales; Pleosporaceae. The transcript has 3 exons. Bases 193 to 1368 code for a protein of 391 amino acids. The record is from RefSeq and is a predicted model, not a curated record.